CCCUGUGCCGACGUUAAGGUUGUGAGUCUCGGAGACGGGUAGAGGAAAAAAAAUGCAUAUUACUACAGUUAUUAGCGCUUGUAGUUUAAUAGUUAUAUUUAUAUGCGCACUGCUGACUAUAGGCUCCCGAUUCCUUUCGUGGUAUUUGUCGAGACAUCUACGAAUUCGAUACGGCCUCAAGCUUAAAAUUGGAAGCAUUGGUUUCUUCACUGUUCAAGGGCUCUACCUGCAACUUUCAGAUGGCACCACUUUGGAAGUCGAGAAGAUAUGGCUCUCCAGUAACUUAUUCUGCAAAAGAUACUGUUCCUUCCUGGUGGUAUGCCUGGGGGACGUUCGACUCCAAGUUCACCUAAGCAAGCUCCUUGAAAGCAAUCCCAUGCACAAGGUUCCUCCUGACAAAUAUGUCUCUGUCGCCCCUAAGAGGAUCCAGCUGUCGCGCCGGCUGACAUCGAUUGUUAAGGGUGCCUCGAUUCACAUCUUCAACGUGAGCGUCAUGCAGCUGGGCUCUCCCUCCUUGGACUGUCUUCUCCACACGACUGCGCAGGAGUUGGCAUUGCAUUUUCUUGCACAAGGAAGCAAAUGCCGGGCAAGCUUGAAUGUAACCUCAGCUGUUGUUCGCAUCUUUCAACAUCCGCAGGACACAAAUGAUUCCUGUCUAGCUAAUGUGUCUGUGAAUGUUGAAAGCAGUGUAACUCUCUCGUCUAAGAACAUCAGACACGUGCAUGCCAUCACCCUGUGUAUCCGUCAGCCGGAAGUAACGCUGUACGAUGGCUUUUCAGCUGAAAAGUUACUGGAGUCAUUUGUGCCGAAAGGGGCAUUCAGACGUCCAUCACAAGAUUUGGAGCUGGCACAUCUGGUUAACAAAGAAAGUGAACAUGCUGACAGCACCUCACAGAAUAAAUUGCAGUCAUUGCUGGACAUCUGCCCAGAGAAGGCAUCCAUUACGAUAGAGUCGUCGACGAUAAAAGUCUUGAGGGAAAACUGGCAGAGAGGCCUGUGCCUGGAGAUGCAGAGCAUAUCAGGGGAACUUCUCAAGGGGGACCUCUGUAGUUUGUCCCUGAGCCUUGGGAAUAUGGCUGUGACCAGUGACCAUUCCAAGGUUUUGGCUCUCAACGUCGCUGAUUUCAAAUGCAAGUUGCAAGAGAAACAUGCUGAUGUCAACAUGCGUUUGACAUCAUUCCACAUCGCAUACUGCGAGGAAGACUAUUGGCUCCGACUUCUUCCCUCUAGGGAUAGCCAGCAACCUUCAAAGUCCCCAACAAAGGGCAUCUCCCAGUGGCUGCUCCCUUUAGUAGUGCAUGCCACGGCAGAACUGGAAGACGUGUCUGGCUCUGCCAAGACAUUGGACUGUGGUCAAUUUAGUGUGGGCCUUGUUCACGCACGCUUCACAGCUGAUGCAGGAAUGGGAUGCCACGAAGGAGGCAUUGGUGAUAUGGACAUCAGUUCUGAACUGAUGCUGGAGACAGUAUGGUGCACGAUGGGAACUUGUGAGCUAGCCAAAGUCCAGCAACUCAAACGCUUCCACUUUUGGAAUGUCCCGCUCUCAGCAGGGAUGAUGUUGCUCAAAGUUAGUCUCACAGCACACGAUAUUCGUAUCCAGUGCAUGUUAUGCAGCGUUCACUGGGAGAUCAACUCCCAGUUGGCUGACCUUCUGGCCAAGUAUAGGCUCAAGCCUCGAAAGGCUACUGCUGCUCAAGGUGGUACCGCUCGCGCACUAUCUCUGCAUCUCAACAUGAGCGACACUGAUGUGUUUGGCAUCACGUCGCUGAACACGGGACUAGCCGUGCGUGUCGACAGUUUAAACUUGGACUAUGGCAGUGACAGAACUGACGUCAAUGUGGAUGGAUGUGCUGUGUCGAUAGUCACUCCCAGUGGGCAGCACUAUACCUGCGUGGCUGCCUCGGAUGUGAGACUCGGAGCCGUGUACGUCAAGAAUGCUCGUCUCAACUACAAGGACAAUCAGAAGGAGGUGCAGCUCCAGUUUCAUGAAGAGGUCUCUUUGAACUGGAAUACAACAUUCCACAUGACAACACUGACACUUGUCCAGGAGAUAAAAGCCCUAAAGUCUUCACUUAAAGGCCCUGUUGAGGAAGAUGUCGGGCUGGAAACCUCAGCACCUCCAGCGAGGAGAAUUACGUACAACAUCUGCUUUCAGGGACAAAGUGAUUUUGAAUUUAUCUUGUCCCACGAUCACCGGGUUAGGUUUGCGACCUGCGAUUUAAACGUCCGUUUAAAUCCGACGGCUCGAUCUGCCAACACAGAAAUGUUAACCAUCUAUUUUGACCAUCAUCCCAUCUUUACAUUCCAGCAAGUGCAGUAUACGACCAUUCCUGCAGGACAGGUAUCGACCUUCAGUCGAAAUACUUUUAAAGACCUGUUGCUUGAACAGAACAACCUGUGGACUCUCACCAUUGACGAGAUGCACGUAGUCUUUCCUUACGGCUACAACUUUGCAGAAGCAUUCAGUGAACAGCUGGUGAACAUCGUAAAAUGGCUGAAACUGGUGCACCAAAGAACAAAGAAGCCAUUCACUGAUGCUUCUCCACUUCCCUCCGACUUUUCCAUCAAAGUUCGACUGUUAACGGUAGAAAUUGGAGACGAUCCCUUUGAGGUCAAGCUGCGUGACAAUUAUGAGCUGUUGGAAGAUGAGUACCAUGAGAGCAUCAAACGGAAGAAAGUGUUGGAUGAAAGAAUAGGACUUCGAACCACACAUCGUAUGCAUCCAGGCUUAGCAAAAGUGAGUGAAGUGUAUGCAAGUCUGACAAAGAAGAACGCCGACAUCUACAUCUUGAGGUCACGUCAGCUUUACUCUGCUGCUGAUAUGCGAACCCAUCUUGUCGUGUGGACUUUUGAGCAGCUGGACAUCCUAGCCCUGGCUGACCCAUCAUACCAUGGCACCGACAAGGUUGUCAAGGUUAUUCAACAACUAGAUCCUGAAAGCCCCUAUCCCGAGGAAGGCGUAGAAUUUUCUACCCUCUGGUGUCGUACGUUAAACGGCAGCCUAAAAACAAUGACGUGUCAGCUGCGAGAUUUUCCCCUACUGCUUGUUGACUGGCGGGACUUGAACUGGUGGGGCAUUUUGGCUGGAGCCGAGCAAGAGGCCUCCCCGAGAGCGAUAAGAUCCUCGGUAGUGGAAGUGAGCAAGCCUUGGAGCAACACAACCAUUUAUCGCAGCAUGCCAUCACUCAAGUACUACCAUGAUCUCACGUGGGAUAUGGGCAGCCUGAGACUUACAUACGGAGCGUGCUGGGAGCCUGUCGUCGCCCAGGUUAACUUGGCCAUGGAAAGCAUCAGUCGCCCGUCUGCUGACAAGAGCCCUCCUCUCGCCUGGUGGGACAAAGUGCGACUCAUCCUUCACGGACGACUCACGGUGUCCGCUCGUCAGAUAUCUAUGGUUCAGCACGUCUCGCUCAACCCAUACAAUGACACGGAACUGUUUCAAGUCUCCUGGUCCAACGCUAUCAUUGAAUGGACGAAUGGCAAAAUAGUGAUGAAGGUGAACCUCGAUGCUUAUGUGCAUACAGCCUCUCGGUACAAUGAGAGUUGCCUGCUUCACGUUCCAGACCUUAAAAUUGCUGUGAAGCUCGACUGGGCCUGUAUAGGAAACCCGUUUGACCAUCACAGUGUGAUGCCCUGUGCUCCUGACAAGAUUCCAGAGUAUUCCAGUAAUCAGGAGCAUGACAGCUACCGAGCCUUUCGGUCCCAGAACUUAAAUGUAUCUUUAUCCCUGGAAACUAAACCGGUGGCCCUGGAAACAGCAGACAGCAUUCCCACACUUCUUCUCUACAGUUCCACGCUGAAAUGGAUUGAAAACCUCAAGGCAAUUUUGGGCGGCCUCCCAAGACUGACUCGGAGAGGCCCCCUGUUUGGCAACACAAAGCCACGGAAGACUCAGCUCACUCGACACUUGCGUAGCAUACAAUUGGCAGUAUCUCUUCACAAGUUUCAAGUAUGCUUCUGGACGUCUCUAGCACGGCAGCACGGAUUUGAACUAUUAGGUGGCCGUCUGCAACUCAGCUCUGAGCACACUCUUGGGUUGGAACACAUUCAUGAUGGCCUCGCCCACAGGCCACGAGCCAUUUGGUCAGUCGCUUACAUGAACUGUGAAUUGGGGGACAGUGAAGUGUGGCUGUACAACGUCAAUGCAAAACAUCUCUCGGAAGAGACAGGCACCGAAGACACAGGGGAGGAAGAGACCCCUGAACAAGAUGUCGCCCACGAAUCUGAGAGCUCUCCCCAGCGGAGGUAUUUCCUGAGUGUGUCUCGCGUUUCCUACGGGAGGGAGACAAAGGUGCGUGCUUCAGACAGCCAAGAGGAAGAAGACACGCCAACGCAUCUACUGGCCGUGCACGGCCUCCGUGGGGCGUGGACCAAGCACAACCGAGACGUUGCUUUUGGCCUCUUUGACAGCUAUGUUGGUGCAAAGCUGCUGAGGAGAAACCUUUCCACAGAUGCACUCAGAGGAUUCUGGGUGGACUCCCAACAGCAGCCGCCCACUGAAGCCAGGCCUAGCCCAAGGUUGACGAGGAGACGUGCAUCCCCUGCAGUCUCCAUGCUGGAACAGUUGGUGUCUGAAGGAGCUGGACCACGUACCGUGUACACUGAGGAUGUGGAGGCUCCCAGUGCUGCCGAACAGCUUCACGGAAUGACCGCCUGCCAAGCCAAUGACGCGCUGCAUAAGAAUUGGCUCAUUGAGCUCGUUAACAGCCAGGUGAUGCUACGAGGCUGCGAAACAUCGGGUUAUGUGAUAGUGAGUGCAGCAAAGGCUCAGAUUCUACAGCGGGUGCAUAGUCCGGUGUGGAAAGAAAAUACGUUGGUCUCCAAGACUACUUGGGUUGGAUCCCUGGAGUGUAUGCAGUAUUAUGCGACCGUGGACGCCGGCAAGCCAGGUUUGUGGGACUCUGACGGCGUCAUGUGGCUCACGUUGGACAACAUUGAGGAGAGAGGCUGCAUGGUGAUCAGUGAUCCGCCAGACCUGGUGGGAAGUGGCCAAAGCGUCGGUGGGGUCGUCAGUAGCACGGUGGGAGGGGCCCCGGACCCUGGGGAGGCACCCUUGCAGCUGCAGCGCAUCAUUUCGCGCUGUGGUUGCCAGUUCUUCUACGCUUCUUAUGGAGAGGACGUUGAUCCGGAUAGCCUGGAAGAAGUGCCCCCUCUUGUAGAAGAGGAAGAGCCCUGGGAGCAAGAAACAGCUGUAGAUGCAUUUACUUUGAUGCACCACGACCUGGAAGUGUGCACAAAUCCACUUCAAUAUGCCAUGAUCCUAGAUCUAUUGAACAACCUAUUGCUCUACGUGGAACCACAUCGUAGAGAAGCUCUUGCCAGAUUGCAGCGGAUGAGAUUUCAACUGCAGCUUCUGUCCUCGGGCGAGGAUCAGCGGGUCCCAAUUUUACAGUUGCAGAAUCAAGUCAGGGACUUGUUGUCAAUGCAACGGCAUCUUGAACGAGAAGCCUAUAAGGUGCAAAGAAGCCUGCAUGAUAACCCUGAUGAUGAAGAUCUCAGCGGUGAUUUAAUACACCUGGAAAAGGAGAUCCAGACUUGUAAAGAGCAGUUAAACGCUACAAGCGAGGAGCUGGCUAUGAUGAUCAACUGCUACAGAGAGACCCAAGUUGCUGCUCUCAAGAAAUGUCAGCGAGCCGCAGAUCGUGACCACAAGGUGUCCGUCAUCCGAAGGGCUGAAGUGUGUUUCAAGCAUGCUCGCUGGAGACUCACCGAUGUCGACGGCCAAUUGGGCAUCGCAGACCUCGUUCUCAGCAAUUUCUUAUACUCGCGUGUGACAAACUCAAACGAUUCUAUUGAGCAUCUCUUGGAGCUGGGUUACAUUAAGGUCACCAACUUGUUACCCAACCAAGCCUACAAGGAAGUGCUCCAUCCGACAGAGUUGCAGCCCAACGUGCCAUGGGAUCGCCAGCGUGCCCUACGCAUCUUCUGUCGAGUGCGUGCCCCCGUGGGUGGAAUUUCUGUCAAGGAACACCUCGAGCUGAACCUGGUUCCCCUGACCAUUGGCCUCACUCAUGCCUUCACCACUCGCAUGAUUCGUUUCUUCUUCCCUGGCCGGGAUACUGAGAAAACGGAAGAACAGCCAGAAGAAGAGCCAAAACAGGUGGAACGACACACGAAGAAAACAAAAAGAUCUGCCACUUUGUCUAGCAAUCGUGACGACAUUGAGAAAAUGAAGGAACGGGCAGAGAAAAACCAGACGUUCCUGUACAUCAAGAUCCCGGAGGUUCCCCUGCGUGUUAGUUACAAGGGCGAGAAAGAAAAGAAUUUUGAGGACCUGCAGGAUUUUGCCCUCGUACUUCCAACCAUUGAGCUGCAUAAUCGCACGUGUACUUGGCUCGAUUUGUUGAUGCUCAUCAAGACUGAUGUGCGCAAGGUUCUCAUCCCACAGGCUAUAAAGCAGAAACUUCAAAUCAAGAGCAAUCAGGCCUCUGUUGAGGACAGUGCACAGCCUCAAGAGGAAGACAAGGCCAGGCUCCUACUUGGAGCAAAGUUGCUGGGAGGACCCGAAAAGACUGCAAAAAAGGGAUUCUUCAAAUAAGGGAAUUCAAAAGGGUAACGAUAAAGUUUAGCUUUUUAAAAGUUCUAGUUCAAGGUAGACCCUUAUUAGUCUUCUAGUUUAUUAGCGCACAGUGAUCUUUACUUGCACGCUGAAAUAGGACACCUUUUUACUCGCAAAUGUAUUUUUUAAAGAUGCACAGAAGAUUGCAAAUCACACCGAGAAUGUUGAAGAGCUUAUAUGGCCUUUGCACACCUUAAAGUGCGUGCCAAUUUUUGGUGCAAAAAAAAAAAUUAUGGGUGCCGUAUGUAUAUUAGGACUGGGAGAUACAGAGAUAAGAUAACCUGAUCUUAUCUUAUUUUUUAGUAAAACUACUAAAGAAAUGCCAAGAGACUAGCACUCAGUGUGCGCUCAAGAAAGAUUGACUUACCCUGUAAGUGACACAUAAUUGGCAUUUUGUCAUUAAUGUUUAAUUUUAAAUAUUUGCAUUUAUCUUGUAACCUGUUCACACAGCGGGUUUACGGUCUGGGGCAGAACCAGAGGUGUUCUGAAGGUACUCACUCACAUUAUCCCGUAACGAGACUGACUUUUAUGAAGGGGCCUGAUAAUUUCAGUCUCUCUGUCUUUUGACAAAUAUCUUUCUUUCUGGGCCCACAUUCCACCCGCUCCCUCCAAAAGAGCAUAUUUGGCAUGGAAGUCCGUGCUCCACAGAUCAAUGGACUAGUCUGGAUCUGCUCCUCCGUGCCUAUUUUUCUAUUGAAGGGAACAAUCCUGUAUUUACUCAGUUAUAAGCCAACUCAAGCAUAACCAUAGCCUAAUACAUCAUGUUGUCAAAAAUGGCCUAUACUCUUGUAAAUAUGCAGUGCUCUUUUUAUUGUGACUAACAGAGCCAAUGGCAUUGUUCAAAAUAGUUUAAGUGCUGGAUAUGCUACAAGUUGUUCUCGUGAAUGUAGCAUAAAUAAGCUGUGAAUAGCACUACUCUAUGUUUAGCAUAUUUCUAGACUCUCGCAAUAGUCUUGUCUGCAUAAUUUGCUCCGUUAGUUUCUGCAUGCUCUGUACAAUUUAUAAUUACUCGUUAUAGGCAAUAUAUGUGCUAGAUUUAAUAGAAUUUUCACAUAGGCUGUAUAGUAUUACAUUUAAAAUUAUUAUUAUUGUCCAAGUGCUGACGGCCCAAAGUUGAAUAUUUUUUGGGUGUGUCGUUGAAUGUGACUUUUUGUACCUUUACGUAAAAUAAAAGAUACGUAUUCUCGCAAAUUUAAUUUUCGAUAUGUCUUCUAUUUUCCCGCACCUUCGGGCCACCUAAAACAGGCACUCAAAAUACGGCUAUAACUGAUAAAACUCGCGGAAUGAAAAAUCACAGACCUACGGACGACACACCUAUUGUAUACUAGUUCACUUUAAUUAUGCCUGCAGCUGCUUGUUGCUCCAGCUAAUUGCUGCUGAUAUAUGCAACUAAUGUGCCACAGAAAGCACUGGAAGCAAGUGUGCAUUGGUGUUCGAGAGACAACUGCUAUAUAAUUAGAGCCAGAAGAAUUCGGGAAAUAUAUUUUUCUAAAUUCGGGGGGUAAAAAUCGGGUAAAUAAACAUGCGCUCAAAAUUCCUGCAGAUUCGGGCAAUAAAACUUCCAG
Molecule: messenger RNA, 8124 nt
Organism: Ornithodoros turicata
Lineage: Eukaryota; Metazoa; Arthropoda; Arachnida; Ixodida; Argasidae
Gene: hob
Product: protein hobbit-like
Exons: 47
Coding region: 53-6538 (2161 amino acids)
Source: RefSeq, a predicted model, not a curated record